GGUGACUUCGUGUAUUAAAUAUAUGCAAGAGCUACGUGACCAUAAAAUAUUUACAAUCCAGAGCUAGUAAGAUAGCUAACGCUGUACGUAUACCCCCAUAUUUGGUUACUCUUACUGGUGAUCUGAAAAGAAAUUUUCAAAAAAUGCAAACAGUCGAAGAAGCAGUUUUUACAGAAUAUGGUGGCUUUGCUGAUCAAAACCUAAAUGCAUCAUCACACAAACGAAAAAAAUGCGUCCGACGCUGUUUAUUUGGACGUCCAAAUCACGAUGAAACAAGUCGUUCUUUAAAAUACGAACUUGAAUGUAUAUAUGCUAAUGACAGUUUAAGAUGGAAUUUCGAUUUUAGGGAGGAGAAACCAUUGAGUGGAUCAUGGGUGUGGGCAGAAGUUGGGCAAAAUGAUCCGGAAAUUCCUAACGUCUACGGUCGAAUGGUUAAUAGAGAUGGUGUGGAAAACAACUCCCCACGUGCAACUGUUCCUCUACCUGCUGAAAUAACCACAGAACCAUCUAAUGUAAUAACAGAUACAUCCCAUGCUGUGACUUUUACGAACCACUUGAAUAGAGUAGGUGUAAGAAAGCAGCACUCAAAAUCAUGUCAAACAUCGCUUUCUGAUUAUCUACCAGUGAAGAAAGCAAUGAGAGGAAUGAAAGUGAGAAAUCCACAUCAAACGAGUGCUCACAGCUCUGUUGAGUAAAUGGGACGUUUUCUGAAGCAAACUAAGAGAGAAUUGAAGCAGUCUGUGAGGAUUGUGUUCACCAUCAUUGGCUGAUAACCAACUUUUCUUUACCACGUGAUUCAGAACUGGCCGUCACCGCUGUAUAACAUGUAUGAUAGGAAGACCAGAUAACUUUAUUAUACGGAACCAAAUGAGACGUGUCGUGUGUCGUGAUGGUGUAUACUCAAGUUUCUACUGAAGAGGUUGAUGCCAAAGGAAUAUUUGAUCAGAGUUAUAAAGCUUUUUUCUUUUGUGAAUUUCACAAUAACUCAAACAGUCGAACGUAUUUAAAUAACCCCAAAAUAAUUUGACUUUUAAGUUUAUAUCUGAACUAUUCGCUGCCGUUAUUGGGUCAUUACAUAAGCGUGAUAUAUAACCAUUUGAACAAAAAGUAUUUGGUAGUGUUUGGUUUACAUAUUCUAAAAUUAAGAGGCAUUCGCACCUGUUAUGUCUUGUAAUAUGUCAUUCUAAAUGAUCUUGCAGCGUUGUGUAUGUCAUAAUACUCCUACCACGUUAUGCAACAUGUGUGUUUGAUGCACGCUAUACCAAUAUUGCAAGUAUGCUUUAUAAUGUAUUAAUAGUUGCUUCAUAUGAGAAAUAAUUGUGAUUUUUUCAGAGAAGAAACGACAGUCUAUGUACAUUAGAAGCUAUUUAUGAUUUUUUUAAAGUGACAAUACUCUGCUUCUCGAGAUAUAUAUUUAAAUGAUUUUGUUAAGGAUAUUAAGUUGAAUUUUUUUUAAAAGAAAAGUUAGUUAAAAAUAAUACACGUUGAAAAUGUGGAAUUAUAUUAUAAGAACGUGUAAACUAUUUAUAAUAUAAUAGCACUAGUAUUGUAGUUACGUUUUCGUUAAGUGUUUAAGAACCAAGAUGUAUUUUUUUAAAUAAGUAUCACAUAACAUAUGUAUUUACUAGACCGGACUGAGAUUCAUGGUUUUUAUGACGUAAUAUUAAGGGACUUGUAUAUGAUAAAACAUUAGCGUUACUUUAUAAUCCAUUUCUGAGUAAAGUUAUUAUUAUAUCAAGAUAGAGCUUGAGACAGAGAAAGUAAUGAAAACGUUAUAUUCAUACACGUUCAUUGUAUCAUACUGGGAGGAGACAUCCGGGCGUAAUCAAACAUAAAACUUUGAACAAGCUGCUCUUAUCAGUAUUGUUACAUAUCGAUUUAAUAUAAUAAAUAAUUUGGGCACGCGCACUCAUGGAUGAAUAUAUAGGUAUUGGGUUUAAUUAAUCCUUUUCCUAACUCGUUCCUAUUAACCUCGUGAUAAUAUGGUUGUCAAGAGUGACGGUAAAAUUCCAAUAUUCUGUCAGCUGUAGCUGCCUUACGUCUAGUCUCAUCAAUUCAAAAUUAUGGACCGUUAUACGCGAAUAGACCUUUAUGUAGCUUUGCACGAAAAGUCUAAACUUGUUCUUCUCUAAGACAUUCGACUUUGAAAUGACAAGUGUGUGCGUGCGUUAUAUCAUCCACUUUCAGAAUAGUUUUUUUUUCUUCUUUGCUUUGUUUUAAAAUAUUACUGUUUUUACAUUUUUAUUUACAGCUUUUUGUACAGUUCUCACAUACGUAAAAAUAAAUGUUGUUUGAGAA
Limulus polyphemus (Atlantic horseshoe crab) is the source of this 2298-nucleotide messenger RNA. Its product is annotated as cyclin-dependent kinase inhibitor 1B-like. Gene Ontology annotation, biological process: regulation of cell cycle. Gene Ontology annotation, cellular component: nucleus. Lineage: Eukaryota; Metazoa; Arthropoda; Merostomata; Xiphosura; Limulidae. The transcript has 3 exons. The record is from RefSeq and is a predicted model, not a curated record. Gene Ontology annotation, molecular function: cyclin-dependent protein serine/threonine kinase inhibitor activity. The coding region runs from base 144 to 695 and encodes 183 amino acids.